Molecule: messenger RNA, 2836 nt
Organism: Procambarus clarkii (red swamp crayfish)
Lineage: Eukaryota; Metazoa; Arthropoda; Malacostraca; Decapoda; Cambaridae
Source: RefSeq, a predicted model, not a curated record
UUCUGGUUCUGUAAUAAGAUUGUUGUUUUGUGGAACCAUAUACUGCGUAACAUAAUAGAAGGAGGAUCCCUUGAUUGUUUAACGCGUAGAUUAGACAUAUAUAUGAAUGAGAUUGGGUGAAUAUAAAUAGACGUUGCCUAAAUAAAUAGACCCCUGCCUCGUAUGGGCAAAUAGGCCUUCUGCAGUUACCUUCAUUCUUAUGUUCUUGUGUUACUCAGGUAAGGGGAUAAUGACAUGAGGAAGGAAGAAGAAGGAAGUGCACCUCUCCUCUAAGAGGGUAUAUAAGCCACUGUUUCAAGCGUAAAUAAUUCUUACGGGCUAUUCAUGUCCGUGCCACUUCAUGGGUACGGCUUAAUCUUUAUCAAUCAAUCGCGUAAAUAAUCACUGGUGAUUAUUGCUACCAAGCAAUAUUUUUUCCAACAGUUUUAUGAGCCUGCUUGCAAAGGCGUAGAAAUUUUCUGUUUGAGGAAAACGAGUGAAUCUUCCACCACUUGACAGUUUGUCGUCUGUGAUCGCCUUUACCCGAACGGUACCCAGGAUUUAAAAAAUGAACACACCAAGUCUGCCACUGUCCUUCUGCAGACAUGAAGCUGAGGGUGAUAAACCGAAGAAAACACGAGAGGAAUGGAAGAAGGCUAAGGAACUUGAUGACGCUCAGAAAGCUGGUACAGUCCCAGCUGCUGUUGAUGAAGAGGGUAAAGACAUCAAUCCUCACAUUCCUCAAUAUAUAGCUACAGCACCCUACUUUGGUUCAUGUCGUCCAACACUUACACAUCAACGUCCACAACCAAAAGAAGAAAGCGACUUUGAUAGAAAGAGAGGUAGGUGGAAUGGUUUUGACCCAUCAGAUAAUACAGCUGUUGUUGAAGAACAUAAAAAAGUUGAAGAUUAUAGGAGACAUAUAAAGGCUCAAAAAUUAAAGGACGAAGAGAUGAGUGAUGAUGAACCUGAAGAUGAAGACAAAAAUGUUGACAGUGUCGACAUGCCAGGUACAAAAGUGGACAGUAAGCAGAGAAUUACAGUGCGUAACUUGCGUAUACCUGAAGACACAGCCAAGUACUUAAGAAAUUUAGACCCUGAUUCAGCUCAUUACGAUGCCAAGUCUCGCUCCAUGAGAGAGAACCCUUACAAUGGGAGAAAGAAAGAUGAGGUUGACUUUGCUGGUGAGAAUUUUGCAAGAUUUUCAGGAGAUACUGUUGACCAAGCUAAAGCUCAACUCUCUGCCUUGGAUGCUUAUGAAAAAGGUGUAGAUGUCAGCCUACAGGCUGAACCUACAAAGCUUGAAUUGCCUGAAAAGCAGUUUGUUAACAAGAUGGAAGAGUUCAAUAAAAAAGCAUUUGAUGAUUUUUUAGAAAAAUAUGGUGGAAAGGAGCAUUUAAAUGCUCCUUUCCCAAACAGAAAAUUAUUAAUAUCCCAAACAGAAAAUUAUGUUGAGUACUCCAGAAAUGGUGAAAUUAUUCAACGUGCUGAAAAACAGACUGUACGAUCUAAAUAUGAAGAAGAUGUAUAUCCUGGAAAUCACACAAGUGUUUGGGGAAGUUACUGGCAAGAUGGCAUAUGGGGAUAUAAUUGCUGCCAUUCUUUUGUAAAAAAAUCAUAUUGCACUGGUGAAGCUGGAAAACAGGCCAAACCUAAGUUAUUACCCAGUGCAUCUACCUCUUCUGUUAACACCAGAUCUCACAAAACUAGUUCUACUGAAGAAGAGCUAAAUACAAAAACUUUACUUGAAAUUCACAGAGAGAAGAAAAAGAUGAGGAAGAAGCAAAAGAAAGAAAAGAAGAGGAUGCAAAAGCAAGAAAAGAAAGAAAAGAAGAGGAUGCAAAAGAAAGAAAAGAGGUUGCAAAAGAAAGAAAAGAGGAUGCAAAAGAAACAAGAGGAGAAGAUGCAAAAGCAAGUAAAGAAAGAAAAGAGGUUGCAAAAGAAACAAGAGGAGAGGAUACAAAGGGAGACGGAGAAACAAAAGAGGAAGGAAAGCAGUAGUAGGGAGUCCAGCAGUGAAGAUAUCGAACAGUACGGACCGAAACGUCGUCGUUUCUCUUUUUAAUAAUGUGUGGUUUGGUGAUCAUAUAACUCCUGUUUUGAGUAAUGAUAUUUACAUUUGAGUGUUGAGAAUAGAAAACACCAUUUUAAAAUCUGUAAUACUACGUGCCUUAUGGUCUUCAUACAUUCCUUCAACAUCCCUUGCAAGGAAUAGUAUGACUGUAUAGAAUCAGUGCCCGAUACUUAAAAGAAAAUACAGUAUCAAACACUCUCAAAGUAAUAUAAUAAAUGUUGAAUUCAAGAGACUGGUUUUAUUUCCUUUUAGAUGGAGGAACAAGAUCAUAUAUUUUGAAAAAAAAUGGGAAAUGAAAUGUUGAUUUCCUGUAAGUAUGGUAGUUAUGAAUAUUAAAAUUACGUCAAUAUGAACUUUCCAUAAACUUCUUCAUGCAGGAAACUAAUAAAUCCUUGUGCAUAAACGUUAUUAUAUAACAUUUUAUUAAUAAAAUUAACACAGCUACUUCAAAGAACAUACAUCCAUUGGCUCAGUCUACUAGACUUAGUAUUUGGAUUGAUAAAACAGUUGUGAAAAGAAAUUGUUGAUUAGUCAGAAAUUCUGGCUUUAGCACACUAGUAGGUGCCCUCAGCCUGGAUGUUGAAUCCGGCGUCCUGUCUCUCCGACCGUCAUGAUCGCUACUGCCUUUGCUACCUUGCGCGGUCCUUACAAUACCUUCACGCUUCCUUAUGUCGUGCUUUGACUUUUGCCCCUCCUGUGGUCCCUGUUCCCCUUCACCACCUCCCUUUUUCUGUACGGUUGACUCACCUACAGAAUUCUCAAUCGGUUUCUCAAUUCUCAAUA